Capronia coronata CBS 617.96 is the source of this 2736-nucleotide messenger RNA. RefSeq names its product CAMK/CAMKL/MARK protein kinase. Gene Ontology annotation, molecular function: protein kinase activity; ATP binding. Lineage: Eukaryota; Fungi; Ascomycota; Eurotiomycetes; Chaetothyriales; Herpotrichiellaceae. The record is from RefSeq and is a predicted model, not a curated record. Bases 1 to 2736 code for a protein of 911 amino acids. Gene Ontology annotation, cellular component: spindle microtubule; spindle pole centrosome; spindle midzone. The transcript has 3 exons. Gene Ontology annotation, biological process: mitotic spindle organization; regulation of cytokinesis; protein phosphorylation.
AUGGCCCAAGCCUCGCUGCUAUAUAGCGCGCUGACGCUCCUUAACAGACAAUUCGCCUCUAAAGACCUCAAGACUGUUGGAAACUAUACUCUAGGCAAGCUCAUUGGAAAAGGCUCCUUUGGCAAGGUCUAUCUUGCCCGACAUAACCUCACCAAUGGCUCAAAGGUCGUACUCAAGGCCUCGAACAAGGAGGACUCAAAUCUUGCCAGAGAAAUCCAUCACCAUCGACAAUUCGUCCAUCCCCAUAUCGCGCGACUAUACGAGGUUAUAAUAACGGAAACGCUGGUCUGGCUCGUGUUGGAAUACUGUCCUGGUGACGAACUGUACAAUUACUUAUGCAGAAAUGGUCCUCUCCCCGUCGAAAGUGUACAAAAGAUCUUCACCCAACUCGUCGGAGCUGUUGCAUAUAUCCACAGCAAGUCUUGCGUACAUCGUGAUCUGAAAUUGGAAAAUGUACUUCUCGACAAGCACGAUAAUGUGAAGUUGUGCGAUUUUGGCUUUACCAGGGAAUACGAGGGAAAAGCAAGUUAUCUGCAAACCUUUUGCGGCACGGUGUGUUACAGCGCGCCUGAAAUGCUCAGAGGUGAGAAGUAUGCGGGCGAGAAGGUCGACGUUUGGAGUCUGGGUAUUAUCCUAUACGCCUUGCUGAAAGGGGAGUUGCCUUUCGAUGAAGACGACGACGCGGCAACCAAAGCCAAGAUCUUGAAGGAAGAUCCCGUCUAUCCCGACACGUUCCCCGAGUCCUCCAAGUCACUGAUCUCAAGGCUGCUUUCCAAACGCCCUUUGCACCGACCGACCCUGGCAGAUGUACUGGCAGACCCCUUCUUGGCCGACCAUGCACCUCAGCAGCAAGCCAUCUUGAAACUUUCGCAACCGGCCCCUUUUACCACACAGUUGGAGAAGGACACUCUUGAACGAAUGAAAGCUGCGGGGGUGGAUAUUGAUAAAGUCAUUGAAAAUGUGCUGGCGCAACGGUGCGAUUCAUUGGCUGGAUGGUGGACGCUUCUUAUUCAGAAGGAAACCAGGAAGCAGAUCAGGAAGGAGCAGAGACGGAAAGAAAGAGAGGCGGACUUGAAAAUACUCAGACGUCUCAGUGGUGCGAGCAGUCGAUUGGAGCGAAUUGCGCCCACGUUGGUGGAGGUCGACGAAGAAGGGAAUCACAGUGAGACUACCGAGAGGCGCCGGAGCAGUAGUCGUGGCAGGACGCAGCGACGGAGCACUCCUCAAAUCGUGGUGGGCGAUUUACCACGACUUCCAGAAGGAGAUGUGGUGCCAUCAGCUGGUACGGCGACACCUCCGCCACCUAUCGACAAGGACUCGGUUCGGUCACAGAGUGGUUCCCGGCCCCCUCUACCGCCCAAAGAACGAAGUCGGCGAAGCAGUACUCUGCAGCUGGUCACCACAAAUCCGGACCUGCUUGGCUCACUGAACGGAGUCAGCAAGAGACGCGGCGGCAAGCUUCACAACAGGCGAUUUCUCACGGCACUGAAGCAUUGGUUUGCCGAAUCCACGAAACGAGCCAAGUCUCCCACAACCCCCAAAAACGACAAGGCUGUCAACGGUCACCUGGGCAGCAAUCAGACUGCCUUCAGGUCAGCCAAUGGUCUCUCCGCAGAUCAAAAGAACAGAUUUGUUAUCGGUACCGUCCAUUCCAGACGAUCUUCCCACGGUUCUGCCUUGACACCGGUCAUGUCCAACUCCAAUGCCGUCAGUUCGGCGACACCAAACCUCCUACAGCGCAUCGAUUCCAGCGGUCGCGGACAACUACCUCGGAACUCUACAUCGCCAGCCCCUCUUACUCCUCGGUCAUCAUACCGCCGCAGCUCGACGGGACUUCGUGGACGGAAAUCAACGUCUUCGUCCGUCUCGUCUAUUCGAAGUAUGCCUCGGCAGACCUCUCACCACAGCAAAGCCUCAUCUCAGAGCUCCAACAGUCUCGACACCAUCCACAGCACUCCUGGACCCGGACCUAGAACCAGUAGCGCCCGCUCUCCACGUUCCUCGAUCAAAGUCCUUCCCGCAACACCCACAGUCAACACCAUGCCUUCGACUUAUCGCUUAGCGACAGUUGCACCUCGUGGCUUGGAGGCUUCGGCACAAAACAGACCAGUCCUUGGCGCGCUUCCUGGAACGAGUGAUGGAAGUGCCAGCGGCCUUGGCUCGGGGCCUGCCACACCGCAAGCCAGCACGUUCGGGUCGGGAGUUAUGUUCGCGCGGCGGAAGAAGUCUCCGUUCAAAGGACCAAUGCUGAAUUCCUCUUUCUUUUCCGCCUCCACUUUGCCCGCCGCGCUCGGCAGCCCAGCCAUCGUGGCCGGUAGGAACAGAGAAGGGUCGGCUGGCAAGAUGAAUCUAGGCUUAAAAGACCUUGUGGGUAGGACGGGCAGUGGUGGUGUCGGCGGAGUCGGUGGCGGUGCCGGCGCCGGGAAACGGAAGAGCCAAAUCAUCGAGGAAGAGGAGGAAGAGGAGGAAGAUGAUGACGCAGUUGCUGCUAACAAUCCUCGUCGUCAUGUCAGCAACGGCACUGGCGGUGACGGUCUUCUUGAAGGGGAAGACGAGGACGAAGAGGAGGAAGUCGAAGAAGUCGAAGCGUUCAACGCGAUCGAGUUGAACAAAGGCGAGCGUGUGGAAAGCAUUACGAUCUGGGAUGACGCCGUGGAAGAAGGCGAAGAGGGCGAACAGGAGGAGGAAACCUACCUCGAGACUGGACAGCAUCGUGAGGUUGUCGGAAAGGGGUAA